Molecule: messenger RNA, 1799 nt
Organism: Opisthocomus hoazin
Lineage: Eukaryota; Metazoa; Chordata; Aves; Opisthocomiformes; Opisthocomidae
Source: RefSeq, a predicted model, not a curated record
CUUUUACAGGCUGUGUAAGAUUCAAGACCUGAAAAAAUGGCUUUGGCAGCUAUCAAUCCACAGCAGAACAUUGUAUCAAGGGUUGUCAACCUUCCCUUGGUGAGCUCCACCUAUGAUAUGGUGUCCACAGCAUACAUCACCACGAAGGAUAACCAUCCUUAUCUGAAGUCAGUAUGUGAGAUAGCAGAGAAAGGAGUGAAGACGAUUACUUCAGUAGCCAUGACAAGUGCUAUGCCUAUCAUCCAGAAGCUGGAACCACAAAUUGUAGUUGCCAACAACUAUGCAUGUAUAGGUCUAGACAAAAUUGAAGAGAGACUGCCUAUACUGAAUCAACCCACUGACAAGGUUGUUGCCAAUGCCAAGGAUGUAGUUGUUGGAGCCAGAGAAGCUGUAACAACCACUGUGACUGGUGCCAAGGAAACUGUUGCUCACACAAUCACUGGAGUUGUGGGCAAGACUAAAGAAGCAGUGCAAGACAGCGUAGAAAUGACCAAGUCGGUUGUCAGCGGCAGCAUUAACACUGUCCUGGGAAGUCGUGUGGUGCAGAUGGUGAGCAGUGGAGUGGAUAGUGCUCUCACUAAAUCAGAGACCCUUGUAGACCAGUAUCUCCCACUUACAGAAGCAGAACUAGAGAAAGAAGCUGCAAAAAUUGAAGGUUUUGAAGUUGGAGUUCAAAAGCCAAGCUACUACAUUAGACUAGGAUCCCUGUCUUCAAAGGUCCGCACUCGUGCCUACCAACAAGCCUUAAACAAAGUUAGAGAUGCUAAACAGAAAAGCCAGGAGACGAUCUCUCAGCUCCACCACAUUGUUAGUCUGAUCGAGUACGCCAGAAAGAACAUGAAUAGUGCCAAUCAGAAACUUCUUGGUGCUCAGGAAAAGCUUUAUCAGUCCUGGGUAGAAUGGACGAAAAAUACAGGCCAAAACGAUGGUGAUGAACCACAUAGCGCUGAGCACAUUGAGUCGAGAACUCUGGCUAUUGCACGGACCCUCACUCAGCAGCUUCAGACCACCUGCCUCACCCUGGUCUCAAGCCUGCAGGGGCUGCCACAGAAUGUGCAGGAUCAGGUUUACAGUGUUGGGUCAGUGGCAGGUGAUGUCUACCAGAGCUUCCGGUCAGCAUCCUCCUUCCAAGAAUUAUCAGACAGCUUUCUUACCACUAGCAAAGGACAGCUGAAGAAAAUGAAGGAGUCUCUGGAUGAUGUGAUGGAUUAUCUUGUUAACAACACACCGCUCAACUGGCUGGUUCCAGAUUUCACUAUUACAGACCUGUCUUCAGAGUCAGAUGAUAUCCCAGACAUUCUGGAUUUGGAUGAAGAUGAUCAACAAGACUUUUCACGCACCAACGGCCCUUACACUACAGGGCAAAGAGCUGAAUAAAGAGAAGCAUAGAAAUGUUGUUUUGAUAAAAUGUACUUUUGCCAUGUUUAACUUCUAUUUCUUCUUUUUAAAGAUGCACCUGCCUAGCUUAGGGAUUUUGGGGAUAUUUUUUUUUAAUCAUUACUGUUUUGCUUGGCUGCAUCAAAAUUCCAGGUUUUUUCCACCUAAGGAAUGCAUGCCGCAUUCAUUCAUUAGCACGGGGGUCAAGCUCCAGUUCUACAAGCCAUGUAUAGCCUAGCCAGUGUAUACAGCUGAUCUAAUAUUUGUUAAUGAUUUGUUCUCUUGCUGGCAGCAGCCAUGAGAACACCCCAGUGCUUUGCAUAAAGGGUUGCCAACAAAAGGAGUUGAUGAGGAUUUCCCCACAAAAUUUCCCCUUUCAGCCUACAUGAAAAGCACUUCUGCAUCUACCUCUUUGCUGCUGG